AUGGCCAACAGCAGCUCCAUCAGCCACUUCCUACUGCUGGCAUUGGCAGACACGCGGCAGCUGCAGCUCCUGCACUUCUGCCUCUUCCUGGGCAUCUCCCUGGCUGCCCUCCUGGGCAACGGCCUCAUCAUCAGCGCCAUAGCCUGCAGCCACCACCUGCACACGCCCAUGUUCUUCUUCCUGCUCAACCUGGCCCUCAGUGACCUGGGCUGCAUCUGCACCACUGUGCCCAAAGCCAUGCACAAUUCCCUCUGGGACACCAGGAAUAUCGCCUAUGCAGGAUGUGCUGCACAGGUGUUUUUCUUUAUAUUCUUCAUAGGAACAGAGCUUUCCCUCCUGACCAUCAUGUGCUACGACCGCUACGUGUCCAUCUGCAAACCUCUGCACUAUGGGACCCUCCUGGGCAGCAGAGCUUGUGCCCACAUGGCAGCAGCUGCCUGGGCCAGUGCCUUUCUCAAUGCUCUGAUGCAAAUGGCCAGUACAUUUUCCCUGCCCCUAUGCCAGGUCAAUGCCCUGGGCCAGUUCUUCUGUGAGGUCCCCCAGAUCCUCAAGAUCUCCUGCUCCAAAUCCUAUCUCAGGGAUGUUGGAUUUAUUGUGGUUGGUGCCUCUAUAACUAAAGGUUGUUCUGUGUUCAUUGUUUUCUCCUAUGUGCAGAUUUUCAGGGCCGUGCUGAGGAUCUCCUCUGAGCAGGGACAGCACAAAGCCUUUUCCACAUGCCUCCCUCAUAUGGCUAUGGUCUCCCUGUUCAUCAGCACUGGUAUAAUUACCUACCUGAAGCCCCCAACCAUGUCCUCCCUAUCUCUGGAUCUGGCCCUGUCAGUUCUGUACUCAGUGGUGCCUCCAGCCCUGAACCCCCUCAUCUACAGCCUGAGGAACCAGGAGCUCUGA
This is a messenger RNA of Ficedula albicollis (Collared flycatcher), 888 nucleotides long. Its product is annotated as olfactory receptor 14J1-like. Lineage: Eukaryota; Metazoa; Chordata; Aves; Passeriformes; Muscicapidae. Bases 1 to 888 code for a protein of 295 amino acids. Gene Ontology annotation, biological process: G protein-coupled receptor signaling pathway. The record is from RefSeq and is a predicted model, not a curated record. Gene Ontology annotation, cellular component: membrane. Gene Ontology annotation, molecular function: G protein-coupled receptor activity; olfactory receptor activity. The transcript has a single exon.